AUGGCACGUGGUAUGUGGUCAACCCCCAAGUCCUCUGUCGAGAAGGUCCUCGUUGAGUCAAUGGCGCCAGGAUUUUUGAAAUGCAUGUACUCGAGUGGGCAUGAUGUGGCACGAGGUGGUUGGCGGAGCAGGCGGCGUAUUAAUGGUGUGGCGUUGAGUCCUGCGAGGGGUCGUGUCGAGUCAUGUCCCGUCGUUUCAACUGAUGCUUGCUGGGAUGGCUCCACGUGGACGCAUCCGAGCGUGAGCAAUGAAGAUAUGGACGACAGGGAUACUCAGUCAAGUGGUAUAAGAGGAGAAGGGCCAUAA
Prunus armeniaca (apricot) is the source of this 306-nucleotide messenger RNA. NCBI's taxonomy places the organism in Eukaryota, Viridiplantae, Streptophyta, Magnoliopsida, Rosales, Rosaceae. The record is from the annotation of a GenBank genome assembly.